AUGAAGAGCUGCAAAAACAAUGCGAACUUCUUUUGGUGCAACUUGAAAAAGAAGCUUCGAUUGGAUGGACGAAAUUUUGAAGACUCAAGGAAUAUUUCGAUAUAUUUUUUCGGAGAGUACGGAAAUGUAGAGGUUUCCAUUGGGCAUACAAAAGUUAUAUGCAAAAUCACAAGUGAAAUUGUGAAGCCCUUUGAUAAAAGACCAAAUGAAGGAAUAAUAAAAGUAAAUUUAGAUAUAGAUAGUUUCACAAAUGUAAAUGACAAUUCCCAAAUUAGUGAUGAAUGUUUGGAAAUUAAAAAUUUAAUUGAAAGAAUUUUAAAAUCAAGUAAUCUUUUAAACUUUGAAUCUUUGUGUAUUAUCCCCCACAAGAAAGUGUGGUGUUUGUUAGUAAAUAUUAUUGUCGUAGAAAACGAUGGAAAUUUAUAUGACUCUUGCUUUUUGUCUGCUUACAGUGGAUUAGUACAUUAUCGAAAUAAUGAAGUGACAGUUGAUAGUAUUGGAAAUAUAUUUAUCGAACAAGGGGAGACGAAUUACACCCCCUUGUCUAUUCAUAAUACUCCUAUUUUGACUACCUUUGCGUACUUCAAUUGUGAAGAUAUAUGCCUGAUUGAUCCAUCGAUACAGGAAGAAGAGUUUAUGUCAUCCAAAUUAUCCGUUGCACUUAAUAAAAACGGAAAAUUAGUGAGUAUAUUGAAACCCGGGGGAUCGCCCAUAUCGUAUGAAAAGAUACUUGAAGCUAUCGAGCUAGCGAAAAAAAGAGUUAAAAGCAUUUUGAAAAUUUUAGAAGAUGCAUUAGAGGAAGAUAAAAAUUUAAGAAAUAGUUUGAAGAAGAGAAAUUUACAAAUAAAAUAUUCUUCAAAUCCUGUACACAUAAAAUAUGAUGACGCAAGGGUUCAUGCAAAACCGCUCGUUAUUCCCCCGAACAAAUCAGUAAAAAAUAAUAUCAAUAUUGAAAAAAUUAUAAAGAAAUAUGAACAAUAUAUAUAUUCGCAGGAGGUGAAGAAGGAAGAAAAAGAAAAAUCGGCGCAGGUUCAGACAACCCUAGGGGAUACUACGCGGACGAGUCAGUACCUCAUAAAUGAAGAGCUUCGAAAAUUGAAGCAGAAAAUAGAACCAAAGAAUGGAAAUGACUUUUCGUACAUGGAUAAGUAUGAUGACGAUAUCAGCGAUAUCAGUAGUAACCUUGAUACAAAGAACGAAGUGAACCUUGGAAGUGCAGAUGUGGGAAAGAUAAAAAGACAAGAAUUCAGCGACACCAACUCGCAUCUGCAUAAUUUGAAAAUGCAAAGAACGGGCGAGAUGCCCAGAAAGGACAUGGCUAACCCUGCAGGGUUGAAAGCGAUGGGUGUCAUCAGAACGGGGAAUGAUAAAAUUAAGGGCACUGUUAGCUCAAAUCCGCAUUUUAAAGGACACCCAAUUUUCGAGGAUGAUAAAAGGAAGACGAGUGCUCAGAAGCACGCCGACUCGAAUGACGAUUCAUCCGACAUAGACUUCUCCGUGGCCAUUAACCAAAAUUUGAAAAAAACGAAGAAGAAAAGAAACUAG
Molecule: messenger RNA, 1545 nt
Organism: Plasmodium knowlesi strain H
Lineage: Eukaryota; Apicomplexa; Aconoidasida; Haemosporida; Plasmodiidae
Product: exosome complex component RRP45, putative
Exons: 1
Coding region: 1-1545 (514 amino acids)
Biological process (GO): TRAMP-dependent tRNA surveillance pathway; U4 snRNA 3'-end processing; nuclear polyadenylation-dependent mRNA catabolic process
Cellular component (GO): cytoplasmic exosome (RNase complex); nuclear exosome (RNase complex)
Source: RefSeq, a predicted model, not a curated record